Messenger RNA from Plasmodium inui San Antonio 1, 2667 nucleotides. RefSeq lists its product as hypothetical. The transcript has a single exon. Lineage: Eukaryota; Apicomplexa; Aconoidasida; Haemosporida; Plasmodiidae. The record is from RefSeq and is a predicted model, not a curated record. Bases 1 to 2667 code for a protein of 888 amino acids.
AUGAAAAAGAGGAAGUGCCCCUUUCGACAACAAAGUGAAGGAAGAGACAAGAGGAAAAAAAAAUUGAACAACAGAAACGAAUUAGUACUAAACCGCAGAGGCGAUACCCACUGUGAAGGAAGGAGUGGCAGAGGAACCCAUCAAACAAAGGGACAUGGUCAUAAUAAUCACAAUUUUGCAUGUGUCAAGGAAAGUAAAACUUGUAAGGAGAAGUCACAAGAGAGAAGCGAACUGCUAGUGAACCCAAACAGGUACAACGACACGGAUGCAGAUAUGUGUUGGGACUCACCACACAACAGUAGCGACUCCUCUGAAACUCCCAAAAUUCUUGAAUCCGACCAAUCAAAGAUAUAUCAGAGCACAAGCGAGUUCGACGUGCACAGCGAUACAUCGAAUAACACCAUUAGCGAUCUAAGUGCAAACACAGAUGAAGGUUACAACCAGGAUUACAGAUUAACUGAAAUAUUUCAGCGCAUCGAUUAUGCAAGGAGUCCCUGUUUAGGGGAAAAUGAGGAGUUGCCCAGAAAUUGGAACGUCCUGGAAACGUUCGAUGUUUACGACGUGUUUGAAAAUGAGGGGAACGCGGAUAGGGGGGGGGGAAGGGGUGCACCUAAUUGGGCCUCUAGCUGGGCUCCUAACCCGGUCAUUAACCAGAAUGUUAAUCAGCAUGCUGACCAAGUUGAUGGUCGCGUUGAUAACCAGGCCGUCAAGUGCGAUCGUCCCACCGAGAUCCCGCCUCCCCACACCAAAGCAACAGACGAGGCAGAAAAACUGAUCACGCAGACGGUCCUGUCGAAAAAAAUGCUAAUCCUACUCCCCUUUUUUAAGAAGCGUAUCUUCAUAGAAGCCAUAUGGGAUUACUUCCAGUCAAACAAAGUGAAGGACGAAAGGGACAGGGAUAACUUAAAAGUCCAGUGCUUCCAAACGUUCUGUAAAAUCCGCGAAUGUGCAACGCGCUGUAGUGAUAAUCCCACCGAUGGGAACUUCCCAAAUGAUGAAUUACUCAGCACGUACUUCUUUAACAAACUAAAUAAAAACCAAUAUGAUAUAAAAAUAAAAAUGGAUUACUACGAAGUGGAGUUCUUUUUCAUUUUCUUCUUGACAUACUUUCGCUUCUGUCUAUACCUAACGGGGUUUAUAAAUUCGUCUUUUCUGUACCACUCGAACGAAGUGCACUUCAUCAUCUUUGUUCUGAACAGAUAUCAUUACUUCGUGGACCAUAUGUACGUUAAUGAUAAUUCUUUGCCUUUUACUCCGAAUGAGGUGCAAGACAUUAUUUGCACCUAUAAGAAGUGCAUUAUCUCUCUUUUAGAUUAUCUCGACAGUUUUUACCCGUUUCUGCUACUCAUAAGUGACGUCAUGCAAGAAGUGCACACGAAAUUUAAGAAAAUUUCACACAAGGUGAAGGAACUUGAGCAGGUUCUGGCGAAAGCGGACCCCACUGACAGAACCCCCCCGAGCAAUAACAUCGACCCUGAUAUAGUGACCCCACACACUAUCAAAAAGUUCAAUGCGAUUAAAAGAAUUAAUAAAAUAAAGAGGAAGUUCUUCAAACGGAAUGGCGACUCGUUUGCUAUGCUGAUUAGAGUGCACCUGGGCAGGUAUUGGGUGGAUAGGGAGGAACGCUCCAUCGGUGCUGCCAUCUUAGGUGAGCCGUCUCUAGACGAUGCCAAUUUGAGUGACUAUUCCCCAUAUGAUGACAAUCUCGACAAGCACCUCGUCCAAAUGAUCCGCAACACCAGGUGCAAUAUGCUGCUAAAGCACACCAUCUUCCGCACAGUGGAGAAGUUGAACCAAAUUCUAAGCUCCCUCGAAAUCACCAUCACCCUCGCAAAGGCGGACGAAACAUGCGCACAGCACAUCAUGUCGAUGUCGACGCUACUCACAUUCAAAGCCUUAAAAGAAAUGAAAAAAAAAGACAAGUGGCUCCAACUCCUAAAGCAUAAUUAUUUCUAUAUCGAAAAAAGUUACUACUACUUCAAGGAAUUGCAUGAAAAGAAAAUCAUCUACUACCAAAUACAAAAUCUGUUACGAUCUAUCCUAAAUUUCAAAAUUAAUGUCGUAUACAAUCCCUUCAUACAUUACUUAUCCAUUGAAGAUAUGAAAAACAAAAAUAUACACACUAUCUAUGACUACAUAUACUACAUAAAGGAUAUGCGCCAGAAAAAUUACUUAGUAACUCUCUUCGUCUUCAAUCGGUUGAUUUACAAACUACAAUUUGACGUCACCACGUACGGGCUCCUCUUCUCAAUUUAUAGCUCCCUGAAAUUUUUAUUUUUCGAAAAAUCUUCCAUUCAUUUAAUAAAGAAAAAUGGAACAAUGAAAAAAAAAUUCAUGUACCUAUUCAACGAUAUGAUAAAUUCUUGGGAUUUUAAAACGUAUAAACAUAUCCCCAUUCCUUCCAGAAAUAUUAUAAAGGACACUUUUUUUAUUCAAGAGAAUUCAAUUGUCAGGAGUGUACUGUCAGCUGCCAUGAGGGAAGCCACCCGGAUGAGAUUCACUGGACAUAUAGUCACUAAUGCCUCGCUUUUUUAUCGUUAUAAGAGACUGGUAAAUUAUCAGCUCCACGGAGCCAUCCUAAACAGCAAUACUAUUCACAUGGUUGAACGAAAUUAUGUGAUCCGUCAAAUUAAGGACAAAUUGGAGGAAAUGAAGAAUAAACUGUGA